AUGCAUGGCUAUCCUCCCUAUCCAGUUCCUUAUCCCAUGAUGGUUGGUGGAUAUCCAGCUCCCCCGCAACCAGGGCGGCCAGGGAAGAUGCCUGAAGUUCCUACAAAAGGUCGUAGAAGGAGGAAAAAGAUCGCGCAGGGUGGACCAAAGAAACCAGCAACGUCGUUCGUCAUGUUUUCUAACGCUCACAGAGAGGAGGUGAAGGCUGCCAACCCUGGCCUCUCGUUCAUCGACGUGGGGAAGAAGCUUGGCGAGAUGUGGAGGGAGAUGGAUCCCACUGUGAGGAAGGAGUGGGAGGAUAGGGCCACAGCGGCCAAGGACGAGUAUCUGGAAGCGAAGAAGAUCUGGCUUGCUCAACGAGCUGCUGGAAUGGCUGCAGGUGCAGAGAAUCUUGAAGACUAG
Messenger RNA from Guillardia theta CCMP2712, 402 nucleotides. RefSeq lists its product as hypothetical. The record is from RefSeq and is a predicted model, not a curated record. The transcript has 2 exons. Lineage: Eukaryota; Cryptophyceae; Pyrenomonadales; Geminigeraceae. Bases 1 to 402 code for a protein of 133 amino acids.